Messenger RNA from Zychaea mexicana, 2748 nucleotides. RefSeq lists its product as uncharacterized. The transcript has 8 exons. Gene Ontology annotation, molecular function: ubiquitin-protein transferase activity; protein binding. Bases 1 to 2748 code for a protein of 915 amino acids. The record is from RefSeq and is a predicted model, not a curated record. NCBI's taxonomy places the organism in Eukaryota, Fungi, Mucoromycota, Mucoromycetes, Mucorales, Lichtheimiaceae. Gene Ontology annotation, cellular component: cytoplasm.
AUGGUUGAAAGUUCAUGGCGACAUAUUCUUACUAUCGCACAGAAUCACAUCCAUGAAUACCAUCACCAAGGCGAAAGCAACACCGGCACUACCGUUACUGACAGCAGCGACUAUAACAACAACAACAACAAUGCUGCACCAAAUGACGAUGAGCAACGCGCAUCCCAAGAAUUCUACGACCGGGAACGACGCAUGGUUCAUGCACUUGACACGCUGUUUCAAUUGGCAUACGAAGGCUCUGGAUACCUUGCAUUCAUAGCAACCAUCACAUCGGCACUUGAGCCGGAAAGCCCAGUGGCCAUGGCAUUCCUCAGCCACAUUGUGGACCGCGCGGCACUUCCAUCACGCGAAACCAUGGCUGCUGUAUCACCUGUCAUCCUGUCGCGGCUCAACAAACCCACGCAUCAUCUGUACAGUGUGUUGACUUCUUUGGUGACACCAUUCGCAUUAGCACCAUCCUCUUUCACUACGGCUGCUCCGUCAACAACAACAUCCAAAUUACGCCGCUAUCGUCGUCAACCCGUGACCAUCCAGCAAUGGAAACGGCCGUGUCCACAAUGCCGUGAUCCAGCCACAGAACACCACCAACAGCAACAAAAGAAAAAGCCCAAGAAAAAGAAACGCUAUGCUGGUCCCAGUACACUCCUCAAGCUCAAUUCAGCUGCACUGUGGUCGCUUUUGGCAGAAAAGUUUGCAGGUGACUUGUGCCAGGAAUUGUGGACGGAUCAAGUCGGCGAUCUGUUGUUGCAUUUUCUUGCUGAUCCAGAAGAGGAUUUGCGCGUUCGUAUCUUCGCAUUGAAUGCUUUGGAAAAAUUUGCAUUGACAGGCAUCGUCAAGGAAGCCAUCAUAGCACAUCCAUGCAAUAUCCGUGCGAUUCUACUUGCAGUGAUCCACGAAUGCGAAGAAGCCAACCAUCAUAUAUUUCUCAUGUCGCCCUGCUCGCCCGUCUCAUCACUAUCUCACAAUAGCUCCAACAAUGAUCCAGCAGAACUCGACAUGACGAGCAACAAGGCCCCUGCAGCAUUACAUCCCCAAGCAUUGUUCAAAGCAGGCAGAGUCAAGUAUUGCUUAGAGACCAUGUGGCGCGACACCAAGAUGCAUUUGGUGCGUCUGUUUCACCGAAAGCACAAAGGAAAAUGUAACGAGGACGUCGACGUUGAUGGUUUUGACGACGGCUGGUCACUCGAUGGACAUCUUGACAAAUCAUCAGAAGCAGAUAGCAAUCAUGUGGGUACCAACAACAGCGUGCAUUCUUUCACCGGAACAAGCGCGUCGUCCAUGCUGUCAGAUCAUAUCAAGCAACGCGCUUCGCCUCCAAGUCGGCCCGAGUUCAUGUCACAUCUCAACAGCUUUGAUACAGGAUUUAUACCACCUGAAGGAAAGUUGCGUGAUGAUUGGACCCGCUACGUACAGCUCGCCCAUUGUUCACGAUGGGCACUGGACAAUGUCUUUGGCGACGAUGAACAACAGCUCGCUUGCUCAUGGGAUCUUUCCCACUUGAAAGCCAUCAUGAACCUGUUUGACGCCACUGCCCAUUGGAAACUAGGCGGUAAUGGUCUGGAACUGCGCAAUGACAGACCCCAUUUCGAAUCCAUACGUGCAACAGCGUGUGUGAAAAAGGGAAAAUGGUAUUAUGAGACAUUACUAUUGACAAACGGCAUUAUGCAGCUUGGUUGGGCCACGAGUCGUUGUCGGUUUACACCAGAAGAAGGAUAUGGCGUUGGUGAUGACUGCAACGGCUUUGCCUUUGAUACGUAUCGCACUGCUGUAUGGGCGGAUGGAUCUGCAGUGUACCCCCAGUCGCAUAGCAACGUCCAUUGUCGCGCAGGCGACGUGCUUGGCAGCUUCUUGGAUCUAGACAAUGGUCUCUGCACCUUCUUCAUCAACGGAUGUGACCUGGGUCUUACUGUUGAGUUCGAGCACCCUGCGCGUCAGCAUUGCGUUUCUGAAGACGAUGACGUUGAGGGCAUAUCUGCAUCACCCAUGCUUCCACCCCCACCAUUCAACAGCAGUGAUAACAACAACAACAACAACAACAACAGUGGGAACAGCAACUUUCAAAAUGAAGCAGCGAGAGCGAGUACGAGUAGCAGCAGCAGAAAGAGCAAGAGUCGCAGCAGUAACAGCAAUGACAACAAAUCAGUAAGUCUGGGGCUGUACCCCGCCGUCAGUCUUACGACGCACCAGCACGUCUUGCUCAACUUUGGCGAUCGACCAUGGAUGUAUCCACCCCCUGUCUCGGUCAAGUACAAGGGAAUCAGUGAGGCCGGAAAGCUCGAUGAACAUUUUAAAAACCGAGUGCUACACUAUGUGCAGAAACGCAGUAAGCCACGAUGCAAAUCUCAGGCCACUUCAAUCACCACCACAACGACGACGACCACUACAUCUGCAUCUGUCUCUCAUCGGCAGCAGCAGCAACAACAACAGCAACCUCAUACAUUACAGCAGCAGAAACACCAACACCAAGAAGGAGUAGGAGGAGGAAAAAGAGCGACAGCAGGAGUGGUCGUGGAUGUUGAUGCAGUCAGUAACAGUAGCAGCAGCAGCUAUGAAUGGGACGGGCCACUUUGCACGAUCUGUUUCUCGGAACCUAAAAAUGUCAUGCUGCUGCCCUGUCGGCAUACCGGCUGGGGUGGACGCUGUGCGGAUGCACUUGACAUGUGCCCACUAUGUCGAGCCGAUAUUGAAGACCGGAUCAGCGUAGCAUCCUCCUCGCCCUCACUCUCCAACAGUAUCAAAUCACCCUGA